AUCUGGUGAUGUGGUGUUUGGCCAGAAAUGCAGCAAUGCUGGCUCAUCCCUGCCCGAGUGUUGGCGUGGCCCGGUCACGUGACAUGGGCUGAUGUUGGAAGUUUCGAGUGGGUGCGCGUCCCUUCUGCGGGCGGGGUUAGAGGAGACACACAGCACAGUCUCUCCUCUCUCCAAGACAUCGCGCCUGCCACAUGUGCCCAUGUGGUGUGAUGGAGUUACGUCUUCAUGACGG
Messenger RNA from Bipolaris maydis ATCC 48331, 232 nucleotides. NCBI's taxonomy places the organism in Eukaryota, Fungi, Ascomycota, Dothideomycetes, Pleosporales, Pleosporaceae. The record is from RefSeq and is a predicted model, not a curated record.